This is a messenger RNA of Penicillium daleae, 561 nucleotides long. RefSeq names its product nuclear transport factor 2 family protein. The coding region runs from base 1 to 561 and encodes 186 amino acids. NCBI's taxonomy places the organism in Eukaryota, Fungi, Ascomycota, Eurotiomycetes, Eurotiales, Aspergillaceae. The transcript has 2 exons. The record is from RefSeq and is a predicted model, not a curated record.
AUGAAGCUUCUUUCCUUCUGCGCUCUGUCCCUCGCCGCGGCUAUCUCGGUCCUGGCAUCCACGACUACCGACGUCGCCCCCAUUGAUCUGUCAUCCCUUGCCGAUGGCUGCACGCCCGAGGUCUAUACCGACGCCGGCACGAUCGAGGCAAUCCGAAACACACUAGCGAUCUAUCCUUUCGCUAUCGAUGGCAAGAACUUCGACGCGCUUAGUAAGGUCUUUACCACCAACGCGGUAGCCAACUACUCCGCGCCCCUCAACGUGUUGACCCCGCUGUCGUCAAUCCAAUCCGUGCUGCAAACUAGUCUCGCAUGCGUGACCACGCAGCAUCUUCUCGGCACACAAUGGAUUGAUAUCCUUUCCCCGAUCACUGCUAGAUCGGUGACGUAUUUCCGUGCCGCGCACUUUGGAAAGGGACAGACUGAGGGCCAGGUGUUGUAUGCAUAUGGUCAAUAUCAGGAUAACUGGGAGCGUCAGUCGAGUGGUACCUGGCGGAUUGCCCAUCGAAACCUGGUUUAUAUGGGCCCCCAGAUCGGCAACGAGACCGUCUUUUUGUGUUAG